This is a messenger RNA of [Torrubiella] hemipterigena, 1262 nucleotides long. NCBI's taxonomy places the organism in Eukaryota, Fungi, Ascomycota, Sordariomycetes, Hypocreales, Clavicipitaceae. The record is from the annotation of a GenBank genome assembly.
CUUCAGUCUCCAUCAACGGUUAACCAAAAACCGAUUCAGAAAUCAUGGCAAGAAGCCCUGUCAUCUAGAGGCGCAACAUGGUUAUCUAAGCAGAUAUAUAUGCAUAUUGGCGGCUUCCACUGCCGUUUCCAGAAGGGUGCUCCCUGCAGUAAGAUUAUAGCUUCAAGCAAGCGUAAGGCUGCAAAGGACUCCAGCGUAAGCACCGAGGCCACUAGAAGACUUGCCGAGGGUACCAAUCAAUCACUAAAGAGCGCUGAAGGAGCAAAAUAGUAGCCCUGUGCGCCCGAGAGCCUUCGCUGGAUCAUAGUCGGUAGAUCGGCACUUGGAUGGCGCCCAGGAGAAUGCUACCCAAAUAGGCAACUCUUGGGCUGCGAGCAAAGCUGACAGGAAGAAAGUGGAUUGGACUCGCGACCGUGUGGUGAUAAUACGGACAAACAGAGGAUGAAGAGAUUAAAAGUAUAAGGAGGACAAUGGUCCGCAGUUGGAUCAACAAAGAAAAGACGACUUGUUGACUGUUCUCACCAUCUCCUUCUUUCGCCACCACAUCGCUCUUCUCUAUACUAUCCAGUCACAUCUACCACCGUCACCAUGAAGUCCUUUUUAGUAUCUCUGCUUGCCGUGGCCGUGGCCGCUAGCCCCUUGGCUCCCAGAGAUGCCCAGGGCACUUGUGACCAGCCCGACGGCGCUCCAACCCAAGUGAACAACUCUACUGUCUGCCCUUGCUGGAGCUGGUACAAGAUUCAGAACGGAGACGACUGCGGCCCCGUGGCCGAUAAGCACGGCAUCACCAAGCAGCAACUGGAGAGCUGGAACCCGUGGCUCAACAUCGACGGUUACGAGUGUGUCGGCAUGUGGCCCAGAUCGAACGUUUGCGUUGGCAUCACACCUCCCGACAACCUUCCCCCUCCUCCUUGCAACAAGAAUGCCCCGUAUCCUCAGGGCAAGGGUACCGUGUGCAACUGCAAGCAGUGGUACAAGAUCCAGAAUGGCGACGACUGCGCUCCAGUAGCCGCCAAGUUUAGCAUCUCCAAGGACCAGCUCCUGAAAUGGAACCCGUGGUUGACCGUGGACGGCUACGAAUGCGCUGGCAUGUGGCCCCAGUCCAAUGUCUGUGUUGCCAUUUAACGAAUUUUUACGACCCAAGUGAGGGCCGCGUGUUGUAAAUAGUAGUGCACUUGGACACGGCGGCCUCAGCCAUACAGACGGAGAGUGUUUUUUGUAUUAAGAAGAGCGUUGCAUUCUUAUACAUAUAUAUCUUAGAG